Molecule: messenger RNA, 4350 nt
Organism: Limulus polyphemus (Atlantic horseshoe crab)
Lineage: Eukaryota; Metazoa; Arthropoda; Merostomata; Xiphosura; Limulidae
Product: protein turtle-like
Exons: 17
Coding region: 327-2720 (797 amino acids)
Molecular function (GO): protein binding
Source: RefSeq, a predicted model, not a curated record
GAGUGAUAGGUGGCCAUUCAGAGUUCCGUGGUAUAUUUCUACUGAAGAUAUUUCCAAAGAAAAGUAAUUUGAACGUGUAUUCUAUAAUUUUAAAUAAAAUUAACUUCAACUAUUUUUAAGUUCUACUAUUGUUGGAAUCACCGUGUCGGAUUGGUCGAUUUGUUGACAACCCUAACGUCUAGUAAGUAGCGUGGUUUAAAGCGCGAGUAGGAUGUAGAAAAUUUAUAAAAAGGAUGAAUUAUGGAUUCCUGUGAAUCAGUCAAAUAGAUAUAUUAUCUAAUUCUAUCAACUAUCACCUGAAGUGUUGGAAAGUGACGCUAGGUGCGAUGAUUUUGAAGAAGUCGUGUCAGAUGCUAAUGCUGUGUAUUUGCUUCUGGGCAUUAAAUGCAGGUUACCAUCACAACCACUUAGCAGAAAAGGUGAAGGCACUCCUUGGAGAAGACGUUGUUUUGCCAUGUUCUUUCAAGUUUCCCGAAGGUGUACCCGUCCCGUAUAUUAUCCAGUGGCACAAAAAGGGUAUCAAAAUUCCUAUUUAUAUCUGGUACGCUGGAUACCCUCCUCACAUUGGUGAAGGCUACGGUGGCCGUGUGUCUCUCACGGGUCAGGCGUCUCUCCAUCUAUCCAACUUGCAAGUACACGACCAGGGAACUUAUACUUGUAUUGUGAACUUCUUCGACAGAUCACCGGAUCGAAAAAGGAAUGGAAGUUUGGUUCACUUGUCCGUUCAUGCACCACCUCAUUUCCAUGUCAAACCGCCUGACGUCGAGUAUGUAAAAACUGGGGAAAAUUUAACUCUUCGUUGUGCCGCAGAAGGAACCCCCGACCCCGUUAUCACCUGGUAUAUGGGAAAUAUUCCACUGACCGAAGGUCCCGGUGUAAUAAUCUAUAGAGGAACCUUAGAAAUAUUGAAACUUCAGCAAUCUCAUAUUGGGGACUAUACGUGCAGGGCCAGAAAUAGUGAAGGAAGUAUUUCAACUAAAACCAAGGUCAUUACUGCCGGUUCAGCUGUUAUCACUGUUCCACCACAAAAUAUUACCAAGCUGGAAGGGGAUAAGGCGGAAUUCAUCUGUGAAGCGAAAGCGUUCCCUGCAAAUAUCACUCACCGUUGGUUGUUAAAUGAUAAAGAAAUCUAUCAAAUAAGGUGGUUGGCACCUCGUACUGUAGUCAGGAGGGACGGAACACUCUUUAUUAAUCCUACCUCAGCGGAGGAUUCUGGACUUUAUACUUGUGAAGUGUUUAAUGGGAUAGGAACACCGGAAAGAGCAUCGGCCUACCUAAGUGUCGAAUAUCCUGCGAGAGUAACUUACUCUCCAACGAUCCAGUAUCUUCCUCUGGGAUUAUCUGGGGUUAUUCGUUGUUAUGUGAAGGCUAGUCCCCCAUUUAUUCAUAUCAAAUGGAGUAAAGACAAUCGUCCUUUUGAUCCGAAAGCCCAUCAUGGAGUGUUCAGUUUAAGUAACGGAUCAAUACAGAUCCAGAGAGUGGUCUCCGAACACCAGGGCUGGUACAUCUGUACACCAUAUAAUUUGUAUGGCACAACUGGCAAAUCAAACAGGAUGGAAGUAUUAGUUCGAGAUCCUCCAAUUUUUACGGUGAAGCCCAGACAGCAGUACCAGCGACGUGUUAACAGUCAGGUGACUAUGCCUUGUUAUGGUAUAGGACAACCGAAACCUGUAAUAAAAUGGAGGAGGGCGGAUGGUAGGAAACUUUCCAAAGACCGCAGUACUCAGCGCUAUGGAAACCUAACAAUACGGACUCUGCGGAAGGAAGAUUAUGGUUGUUACGAAUGCGUUCUUCAAAAUGAUGUCGCUACACUUGUCACAAGCACUCUACUUAUUGUUGAAGGAACUACCCCGCACGCCCCCACCAAUGUCUCCAUCAAAACUAGCGCUUUUUCGGCGACAUUGAACUGGCUUCCUGCAUAUGAUGGAAAUUACCCACAGUCGUACGUAAUAUGGUAUCGUCUGGUGGAGCAAGCUGAUAAUCCUUGGAGAACCAUGCGAGUGGAACCAGAUGAAACCACCACAUUCACCAUCUACAACCUUCAACCUAGUUCAGAGUACGAGUUUCGAAUCCUUUCCCGUAAUAGUUUAGGAGAUGGAAUGUUCAGCCCAACAGUUAAAACUAAAACUUCUCCCUGGGAUUUCCUUGGGCGUGUGUAUCCCACUGAUGCUUACGGUGCCACAUACAUCCCUACAGUACAGAAACCAUCUGGUCCCAAACCUUCACCUCCACGUAACGUCACUGUUCAGGAGACGGAGGAUGGUCUACUCAUUUCGUGGUUGUCACCGCUUAACCAGAAGGUUCCCGUGGCCUUCUACUACGUCGAAUACCGCACCCAAUCCAUGUCCUGGAAGCGGUGGGGACCAAUUAAACGCGCUACUUCGUACUUAGCUAAAGAUAUGGCUCCUGGCCACUACAGGUUUCGUGUCUAUUCUUACUCUAUUUUGUCUGUAGGACAGGCAAGCUCAGAAGUAUCUCUUAUCAUAGCAGGUGAAACUUAUGAAGUGACAAAAAGUCGUGCUAUAACAGCUGGUGUUGUGGGAGGUAUUUUGUUUUUCAUAGUAGCCAUAGUUUUAUCGGUAUGUGCAGUCAAGAUAUGCAAUAAGAGAAAAAGAAGAAAGGCAGAAAAAGCAUAUAUGAUGGUAACUUGUCCUGUUACAGACACGAGAAACGGGAGACCCUCACACGCUGACAGUCCAUCUCCAAUAAAGAACAACUGAGGAUGGAGGAACAAUAGUGUUAGAUCAUCAUGACCAAAAAGCGGAGUACCAGGUUUAAUUUACACGAUCAUAAGCCGUCGUAUAUGUGGCUUCAUCGGACUAACUUAUCACUCACUUCGCCCUGAUUCAGCGUAUGUUGUAAGGGGUGGACAUAAUCGUGCGUCUCUUAAGUCAAUCCACAACAAGUCUAUCUGAAUACUUCCAGCCGCUGUUGUGAAUCAGUUAAACAACGCUGGGGUAGGUCCGUAUAACGUUAUCAGUGAGAGUGAGAAGACACUACUUAAUAUUCAGCUUCUCUCUCCGUCCAGGCUUCAAAUCUGUCUCCUGUGACGCUGGCAUUGACUGAUCCUCAUUUCUACAUCUCUCUUGUGUUAUUGGCUUAAUAUUUUCUAUAUUAUCCAAAUUUUAUUAAAAUUAUUUGUAACUCUUACUGCCCAAACAAUUGCACUUAUAAACCAGAGUUAAUUGUUUCUGAACUCGUGGAGGAUUUCACCUCUAUCAAGUACCCUUUUUUAUCAGAAGAUAUUCUCCAGUAAAAGUCUAGUUAGCUGGUUAGCCUAUUUUUUCCCUUCAAAUACAGGUCCUCUUUAGGAUUUCUUCAAGGUCAUGUUGGACACGAAACACCUGUUCACUUGUAACCGAUUCAGGGAUUAUCUAAAACUCAAACAAUAAUAUACCAUAUUGUGCACAAAACAAUGUAAAAGAGCCAUAAAAAACUGAUCAUGUGAUAUUUUUUUUGACGCUGCGCUAACACAAGAUGAUUAGGAUGAUAGAUGACAAAUGUACCUCAUUCAUUGUCUAUCCCCACCUUUUCAUGAGGCUUGUCUACAAGAGUACUUUCGUCAGGCACUGACAGAUUGAGCUUUUCAAUCAAAAUUGGGUUUUUAGAUGAAAUGUUUGUCAAAAGAAUAUUCCGAACUCAGCUCAUGACAUAUUACAAAACCAUAACUUACAGAAGACCCUUUACACCAGCAACCGGUAUAGGAGCGAGCAAAACUAAAUGUUUCACAUUUCAUGAUCAGAGUAGAAACGACAUUAAAUUUCAGAAAUAUAUUUCUUCCAGCUCUAAAGUCCACCAUGACAAUAGUUACACUACCAGCCGCAACUGAUAGAUGACCGAAAACAUUUGUAAUAGGUGUUGAAAAUGCAUCAGGAAACGUUGUCUCUGGGUCUUGCUUCUGAGUUAUAGCCAGGGCUUUGAAAACUAGUUAAUAAUUUCCUGCCAGCAACAUCUUCUAAAGAGACGCCCACAGAAACAUUCCACUGAACAAGUACCACUUCAUAUUUAUCAGAAGGAGAUAUGUCUUCGUUUUCCACCAGUGGGAGCUGUAAUUCCUAGGCUUGGAAUUCCAUAGUGGUUUACUGUUAUCACAAAUAAAAGUUAACAUUCAAUCAAUGUCCUUUCAGUCUACUUGUCUCGCGGAAUAACGUUUACAGAAAAUCUGCCCUUCUAAUUUUAAAGAUUGCAGUAACAAUAAUAAUAGCUUUAUGAGCUCGAACAUGCCUACUUCAAGUAAUGUCUGAAAUCAUUCCGAGAGAAGCAAGAAACCGUCUUCCUCCGAUAGUUAUAACUUUUUCCAGCGCAUUUUCUGUGCAUUUCUAAACCCUACAACUAUCUAACAUGGACCUG